AUGAAAUUUGAUUAUAAGGAAGAGGAAUCUACGAAAGAACGUCUCUUACCUACUUACAAGAGACCAUUUGACAAUGUCAAAAAUUUCUUUGACUUACAUUCAAAUGCAACAGAAUCGCUCAUGAAUUCUCCAACUUCUGCCACAUCUAGUCAAGCCCAUACAAAUCAUACUUCCACAUCAGUAACCAGUUGUGAAAUUAGUCAGGAUAUUUUAAAAUUAGAAGUUUAUGAGAGAAAGUCUUUACAACUGUUUGAUUUGAGUUCAUGGUGCUCGUUCAGUGUUGAUUUUGAUUCACUCAGUUUAGAGUUUGAGACAGAGUUGGUCGAUGCAGUUCCACAUGAAGUGGAACUGGAGAUGAAUUUUGAAUCAAUCAAAGAACAAAAUCCCGAAAUGAUAUCCAGAGUUGUUACUGAAGAAGAAUUCGAAUCCAUAACUGACAGUGAAUCCAUAAUGGAAUCCUUGAAAGAAAAUACCUUAAUGGAGAAGUUGAUGAGUUUGUUUAAAUCAAAAAUAAGUAAGGAUUCAUCUACUAUUCAGAUUCCCAUUCAUAAACAAUUGUCUACAAUGUUGAAGAAGCCUUUAUUAGGUCCAGGGAGGUCUGCUACCAGCGGACCCAUUGAUCUUUCAAUGUUCCAAACACCAUCCGAGGAAUCUACCAUCUAUGAAGGGAAUAUCAGGUUUAAAAGAGAAGCAGAAUUUAUAAUUUAUGAGAGAUCUCCAUCUAUUACUUCUGAACAGGAAACUAAAGGCAACAAAUACCCCGGAUUAACAAGAUUCAACUUGUCUCGGCCUAAACGAAAGCUUUCCUGUUUUACAAAGACAUUUACAAUCCCUCGAUUUUCACCAAGAAAAGAGUUUAUGGAACGUUCACUUUCAUUACCUAAAAGAUUUGGAUGGAGUUCAGCUAACUUUAGUCCCAAGUCUGAUAAUAAAUCUAUUCUUAAAUCGAAGAUCAAUAGAAAUUAUGAAAUGGAAACAGUACAAAGUCUUAAAGAAGAAGCUGUGGAUUUUCAACAUUUCUGGGAAAACUUUGAGAACAUGGAGCAUGAGAAAUCUGCAAAAGAAGAAACUUUGAGUUCAAUUCGUGUCGAACAAGUGCAAAAUUAUUAUCAUAAUUACAAUUAG
Spathaspora passalidarum NRRL Y-27907 is the source of this 1125-nucleotide messenger RNA. RefSeq lists its product as uncharacterized. The record is from RefSeq and is a predicted model, not a curated record. Lineage: Eukaryota; Fungi; Ascomycota; Pichiomycetes; Serinales; Debaryomycetaceae. Bases 1 to 1125 code for a protein of 374 amino acids. The transcript has a single exon.